This is a messenger RNA of Labrus bergylta (ballan wrasse), 1246 nucleotides long. The record is from RefSeq and is a predicted model, not a curated record. Lineage: Eukaryota; Metazoa; Chordata; Actinopteri; Labriformes; Labridae.
UAGCGCGCGUGACAUCAUCACAUGAAUAUUACCCGGGAAAAAAAGCCACUGGUGACAACAACCUGCAACACAUCAGCACGUUUGUUCCGUCCUUCCCGUGAAAAUGCCGGUGACUUCGGACGUGCUCACCGAGGAGCUGCGCAGAGAGGCUGCAGGUAAAGUGGAGGACCGGAGCGAGCCGGCUGCAGCGGAGCAGACGAAGAAGAACUUCGGUGUUUUGUGUGAUGAACGCGGCUAUCUGGAUCAGGUCGAGUACAUCCUGCAGCACGGCCGCAGAAAGGGGGACCGGACCGGGACAGGAGUCCUGUCUGUGUUCGGUACACAGGCCAGAUACAGUCUGCGAGACCAGUUUCCUUUGCUGACGACCAAGAGAGUGUUUUGGAGAGGGAUCCUAGAAGAGCUGCUGUGGUUCAUCAAGGGGUCGACGAACGCCAAGGAGCUCUCGGAGAAAGGGGUGAAGAUUUGGGAUGCCAACGGCUCCCGGGACUUCCUCGACAACCUCGGGUUCACAGAGAGGGAGGAGGGCGACCUCGGUCCUGUGUAUGGAUUCCAGUGGAGGCACUUUGGUGCAGAGUACACAAACAUGCACGCAGAUUACACGGGACAAGGUGUCGACCAGCUGCAGAGCGUGAUCGACACGAUCAAAAAGAACCCCGAGGACAGACGCAUCAUCAUGUGCGCCUGGAACCCCAAAGACCUGCCCUCCAUGGCGCUGCCCCCCUGCCACGCCCUCUGUCAGUUCUACGUGUGUGACGGCGAGCUGUCCUGCCAGCUGUACCAGCGCUCGGGUGACAUGGGCCUCGGCGUGCCUUUCAACGUCGCCAGCUACGCGCUUCUUACCUACAUGAUCGCACACAUCACAGGGCUGAAGCCGGGCGACUUUGUUCACACUCUAGGAGACGCUCACGUCUACGUCAAUCACAUUGAACCUCUAAAGACACAGCUUCAGCGGGAGAUCCGGCCGUUCCCCACGCUGAAGAUCCUGAGGCGAGUGGAGCGCAUCGACGACUUCCGCGCAGAGGACUUUGAGAUCUGCGACUACAACCCCCACCCCUCCAUUAAGAUGCAGAUGGCUGUGUGAGAAUGUAAUUGUGAUGAGGAUUUCUGUCGUAAAUCUUCUGAUGUAUUAUUGGCUCCAUUUUCCUGAGGAGGAACUUUUGGGAUGGUCAACAAACUGCUGGUUAGAUGUGUUUCCAUUUUUCUACUUUAAAGAUCUAAUUUGUAAAUAAAGAAUUUACCUUUUGUC